AACAUGUUCAGAACAAAAUGUCGAGACUGACAUGAUGGACGAAUUGGAUGCACUUGAAACAUCACGGUGGGCCCCAAAAGCCUAUUUUACAAACGUUGUAGAGGAACUGAACUCCUGAUUAAUUAAACCUUCGUCCGGUACUUAUUUACAAUUCUAACAAUUGCCACCGACGAACGGACCCUACUCCACUGCCACGUGUGCAUCAUCUGUCGUCAACACCGAAGACGAUAUCAGAAGUCCAAAAGAGAGAGCAAGCACCUUCUUCCCAAAGAGACCCACCAUUCGCAGCCUCUUCCCAAAUUGCCCUCGAUUUUUCCGAAUUGCCCUCGGAAGUUUCCUCCCUCCGUCCCGAUCGCAAGUUUUCCUUCAUUGCCACGUGGCGGAAUCUGGUGAAUUUUAUCUGGAACUCCAUGGAUUACCGUCAAAGAAAAGAGAGGAGCGGAGAGGAAAUGUCGGUAACGCAUGCCGAUCUUGAAAUCGGACGGCGGAGCAGAGAUCUGGGUGGGAAGGCAGGGACGGCUGUGAUUGUUCUCUGCCUUUUUUGCGGGCUUCUGGCGUUCGUGUUCUGUGUUCUUGCAGAACGGUGGAGAUCCAUGGCCGGAUGGGUUAUGGUGAUGACUGGCGUGGGAAAGAGUAGAUUUGAAUGCGUGUAUAGUGGAAAUGGCGAAAUUGCCCUUCUGUGUGGGUUGGGAGGCUUUCUCACCCUAGCCAUUGCUAUGAUAAUCCAACAUGCUUACAUGUGGGUGGCUCUGGUCAGCAGCACAUCACCGAGGGUAGGAUCGUCCCACCUCACUAUUUGGGAAACGGACUCAUCCACCAGCUUGUUAGCAAAGCAAGCGGCUAUUUUGUUCCUCACUGCAUGGGUUUGUUUUGGAGUUGCUGAGGUCUUGUUGGUGAUCGGAGUGGCAGUUGAAUCUAACCACUUGGGAACCUGGAGAGAACCUAGGAAGAACUGCCUAGUUGUCAGGCAUGGUUCGUUUCUAGCUGCAGGCAUUUUCGACCUGUUUACGGUAUUUCUAGCAACCGCCUUUUAUUUUGUGGUCUUGAAAAUGCUAAGAGUGAGAGAAGGUGAGGCUGCUGUCCAAAGAGAGGUGGUGGAAGUGGCACUCUUCUCUACGCCUCAAUCAACACUCUCUGACGCUGUUUCACCGACCCAUAAUUCAGCUGUGGAUUUGGAAGGUGUUGUUGAAGAGUCGCAUGCAAGAGACAGACAUGUAGAGAUUGUGAAAGCAUCGGAUUCGAGUUGAUGUGCUACUGAAUUGGAAGACUUUGAUAUGCAAUUGAAGCCCUCGUUGAUUUUUUUGCUGUCUGGUUAAAAUUGUUGUUGAAAAUUCUUGUUUAAUUCCUUUUUUAAAGAAAUUUUCUGAAGGAUUUGUUGUUUUUUGCUAAAUGGUUGGAGGAAUUGCUGGAUGUUCAUGUUUGACAGAUUUUUUCUCCAGAUUUUCUACAUCUAGUUUGUAGCAAUAGAAGUUUGCUGGCUACUGUCGUUUUAGGCAA
Magnolia sinica is the source of this 1497-nucleotide messenger RNA. RefSeq lists its product as uncharacterized. The coding region runs from base 411 to 1247 and encodes 278 amino acids. NCBI's taxonomy places the organism in Eukaryota, Viridiplantae, Streptophyta, Magnoliopsida, Magnoliales, Magnoliaceae. The record is from RefSeq and is a predicted model, not a curated record. The transcript is spliced from 5 exons.